AUGGAGUCUCGACACGAUUACGACGCAGUGAACUGCCUCAUAUCUCUCACCAAGAGCCGCAGUAUACAGAUGGACCUCACAAUAGUAAAAAAAAUACACAAGCUAAUUAGGAAAAACAAAAUAACUUGCUACGUAAACCUUUUCGACGUGGCAGAAAAUGUAUUCGCCAGUAUAGCGUCCAUCCUAUGUAACAAGGUGAGGGUAGCUGUUUACCUUUUAAGAAGAAAGAAAGAUGUUGCACAUGUUGAGGAUCCUCUUCUGAAUGAAGCUACCUGGGGGAACAACCCCCCCCUCAGUGACUACUUAAAAGGGUAUGACAUGUGUAGCAGUGAGAGGUGCCGCUUAACCAUUGUAUACUAUGUAAAGUCGCUCUCUUUUUGCUUUGAAAAAAUUGGCAAAGCGGAUAGACAAACCUUCUUCACCAACCUGAAUAACCUUUCCAUGUUGCUUACAAUCGGUCUGAAAGAAACGGACAGCUGCAGUGAGUCCUUCCAAAUAGCAGUGCUGAAAUACGCCAAGAAUCUCUUCCUGCGUGUUUACCCCGAUGAUAUGUUCCAACACCUGGAUGAAGCUGACAUAGCCAAAGCGCAACAAUCGGUUAGCAAUUCUACACACCAUCCAUAUGGACACCACAAAUCGGAAGAAAAAAAAAAAGACCUCGAUGCAUUCUUCUGUCUCAUGAAGGUCAUCCAAACUGUUUUGCAAAACAUAAUCCAAAAAAAAAAAAAAAUUAAAUUCAAAAAUAUAAAGUUACUAUUUAUCAUCCUGAAGAAGAUAAAAAAGAAUGUCCUCACAUUGAAAAUUUGUUUUGGAGCCAUCAGCUUAAAUCUCUUCCUCCUUUAUCGAACUUGCCAUGCGAAGGACAUUCAAAAAUUGAUCGUAAAAAUGUUUGCCAUGUGUGUGGACAGAAUAUUGCUUUUUUGCCUGAACGGUCAGGUAAAAUUGGGGGAAACGAACUUGGGAGGGGACCCCAAAUGGGGCCGUUCGCCCACAUGGCCAGGUGAACAGGAAUAUCUCUCCUCUAUGCAAGGUUUGGGAGGCCCACCCAAAAGGCCAUCUUCUGCCUCGUUUGUUGGACAGAACCAUUUUACCUUGAGUAAGCAGAGAAAGACGCAAUUGGGCCAACAGGUAGACGAACUGGUAGGCGAAGCGAUCCACACCCCACGGUGCAACACACCCAUAGACCAAUCAACCGAAGACAAAACGAUCAUCGCGAAUGUCUACUUCAUCUGCUACUACGUGCUCACAAACUAUGAGGACGAGAUUGUCACAGAGGUUUCCCACCUCUGCAAAAUUAUAAUAAAGUAUUGGUACAUGCUGCACAAGAACUUGGUUAUGACGGGCUACUUUGUCCUUCUCUCUGAACUUCUUUCCGAGGGAGGAGACUCCUUUGCUGCUCGGUUGGAGCUCCUCCUGGGCAGUAGACACUUCGCUAACCUUUUGGAUGUUCACAAGUUAAGCGUUCAUCCGUUGGGUGGAGUGCAGCAGAGGGGAGGUGACAGCAGCGAUUCAGGUAAUGUUCCAGGUGUAAACGAACAGGGGGAGCCCCAUCUACCCACCCUGCAGGAUGACCUCCACGCCAUCUUCACAAACCUCAUAAAGUCGCUGCGGUCGGAUGAGCACCCCCUUAUCCACCUCGACCCCGAGGAAAAUUGCACCCUGGAACGGUUAAAUGAAAAUAUGGGUACCUACUACUUUAGGCACCUCUACAACGUGUUUAUGUUGAGAAGGCAAAACGAAGUGUACCUUCUUCGGUUUCUGAGGGGCUAUCUGUACUUCCAUUUUUUUAAUAGCCACACAGAUGAAGUGCCAGUUGUGAGGGAACACUUCUCUGUAAAGUAUUUCCUCUCCCUCUACGAAACGUCCAAUGUGGGUUGUGUGAAUAGGGGGACCUACCCCCCACAGUGCGAUUCCUCCUCCAUCCUCAGCGAGGACAAUUCGUUAUAUUCCCUAAACCUGUAUGAACAGGUAGAUCAUGGGGGAAGCUAUUUCCCAGGUGAUAAGUCUAACUGGACUCAAAUCAGAUUUUCCCGUUUUCGAAACAUCAAGGACGGUUUGAAGUUGCAGGACGUGGGACUCAUUGGAGAGGUGAGCAUCCUCUUCUUCCUCCUCUCGAGCGAAAGCGAACUGGAGAACCACCUGAACGAAAUCAUGUUUACCACGUGGGACAACUGCACGGAAGGCACCGGAAGGGGGACAAAAAGUGAAGAACUCGUUUUAACGAACAAGUGGUGGAAGGACAUCCAUCACUUCACCAACGCUAUCGAUUGGGGGAAGGGAAGGAACUCAGAGGAGGGGACAUGUAACACAUCUCAAGCAGACACGGCAAGAGAUUUAACCCCCACGGGUGAUGCAUACAGGGAAGAGGAGGAACCCCCCCUUAAGCGAAAAUGCAAGUGCCUCCACUUUAUCAACUUUUAUAUGGACGCCCUCAUAGUGAUGCUCUGCACACAUGCUGGAGUUCAGUUCGAAGGGGAAAAUCAAACAGAGACAACCCCAGUUAUGCCGCACAACCAACCCGUUUGUGAACAGGUCCUACAGAACGACCUGGUGAAAGACGUCAUGCAAGAAUAUACCAACCUUCAAAAGGGCUACUUUUAUUUAGCCCUUCAAAUGAAAUUGUCUCGAGAAACUCCUAACUUUAGGAUGAUCAUGGAGAGGGUAUUCUCCUUCCUAACAUCCAAGAGGGUGAAAAAGGCGCACCAUAUGGAUGGGGCUGAUGAGGUGGACCUACGCCAGUACUACCUCUCCCUCUUGCUAAUAUGCAUGAACAAAUGCUUCUGUGUGUCAUCCCUGUGUGGGUAUCAAGAUUUGGUUGAAAAAUAUUUCUGUAAAAAUUUUGUUUUUUUCUUGUUAAACGUGAGUAACAGCUGUUCAUAUGUGAGGGAGCUGGCCGAGUAUACGAUACGGAAUGUCCACCAGUGUCGCCAUGGGGGAGUGCAUACCGAAGUCUGGUCACCCAAUGACAGUUGCAUCUCCUCACACGCAGGGAGGAGGGGUGUUGUGUGCGUGCCCCCCCAGGGGAACCGCAUGGAAGACAUCCUAAACCAGAACAGCGAAGCUAUAUCAGCCUACAUAUACAAAAAAAUAAUAAACAUGGAUUCAUUACACAGUUUGAGAAAAUUUUCCACGCUGACGCAGUUCCUGGUGGUGAACCAUUUUUACCACAUUUAUCUGUUCAAGGAUAUUUGCGUGCACAUGAUAAAGUACGCCAGGAGAAUGCAGUUCCUUCGUCUGGAUCGACAGAGGAAGGACGAAAUGACGGUAAUCAUGCUGUCUCUUUUUAAUCAUGUCCUCUACUUGUUUUAUGAGCAUAUCAGUCGGAAGAGGGUGAAAUUGUGUGUGAAGGGGAACUACGUGGAGCAGGUGAAGAAUCGCCUCCUUCACGGAGAAACGCGCGUGAAUUUUACUCACCUGAAGGGGGCAGUUCGGAGCAGUGAAGACAGCGUUGACCAAAGUGUUGACCAAAACGUUAACCGACACGGCCACACAACUGCAGCGGUUCACGCCCCACCUGGCAAAGGAACCCCCCGCAGCAUACUCCACAGACACGCUGAGCAGAAAAAGAAGAAGAAACUAUUUUUACGCAACUCACUUUUAUUCAAAUUUCACGCAGACCUCUUCAAUGUGAUCCACCCAGACACAGUAACAAGUGACGAUGCCAAGACGGACUGCAUUAACAAAAUAGAAGAAUACAUGAAAAGUAUUGUAAAAAAAGCAAGGGAGAACAUUCCGUGUGAGAGGCUUGUCAACAUCCUUGUAGACGAUGAUUUCUACGACUUGUAUGAGGAAGAAGGGGGGAGGAACACCAGUCCACCAAGGAAUCCUGACGGAGUUUCUACAAAGGACCUUAAAGACAAUAACUACAUCAGGGUGAGGAAGUACCACCAGGAGGUUCAUUACCCCGAUAUCAGACACACGGCAGAGCAUAUUUUCCACUUUGCAAAGAAGUUUCUCUGCCAUGAGGACGUCUACGUGCGAUUCAGUGCCCACCUCUGCGUUCUACGAUGCCUCUUCAUCUUUUCAACGCGAUUGUAUGAGCUCUACCCGAAGAUAUACCAACUCUGGGGCUACGUAAAAAUCAACUUCAGAAAAAACGACUACAUGAACGACAUAGUCCUGUUGAACAUAAUUAAUUACGUGGCAACCAUCGAUGAGAAAUUCUCCCCAAAUCUCAUCCUUGGCGACAUCAUACCGGAGCUUUUCCGCAAAAUGGAGAAGUUCGAAAUGGGAAAGGAGAUGCCCAAGCAGAGCUUCGAGCACAGGUUCCUCCUGAAUGCAAUGCUACUCCUCGUGAAUGUGUCGAAGGAGGAAAGCUGCUUCGAACAGAUUCACCCCUUUGUUACUUACUUUUGCCUAAAGUGUCUGCGCGAAGGAGUGGACGAACAGAUUAAGAGGCUCGCCCUAAACAUUAUUUGCAACUUUUUCCUCAUUGACAUUCCAAAGGUACAGAAAAGCUUCCAAACGGAUAGGAAUGUCUGUUGCGACGUGGACAUAAACCGAGCAAUACAAAACCUGCGCAUCGUUAAAGAGAGGAUUAACCAAACGUACGGAAACAAUGGAACUGGAACCGAAGACGAAAAUUUAAGAGCCCUAUUCCAUGGAAGUAUCCUUAACGACGUGUCCUUAGAGCAGCCGUUACUAUUCCUUUCUUGUUUCCUGCAAGAGCAGAAUCUGAGGGAUGUCCUUUCUUUAGCAUUUCAUGUCGAUCACAGGAUGGUUAUUUUUUUGCUAACUUAUUUUGAGUUUUUGCAAAUGAAGUGCAGGUAUAAAUGUCGCUUGAACCAGCACUGCCUCCUCGUGUCCAGUCACUUCUUAGGGGAGGACCACGCAGGGCUGUCCCAAUCUUUGGUGUGA
Molecule: messenger RNA, 4857 nt
Organism: Plasmodium coatneyi
Lineage: Eukaryota; Apicomplexa; Aconoidasida; Haemosporida; Plasmodiidae
Exons: 7
Coding region: 1-4857 (1618 amino acids)
Source: RefSeq, a predicted model, not a curated record